Messenger RNA from Biomphalaria glabrata, 819 nucleotides. RefSeq lists its product as uncharacterized. Gene Ontology annotation, molecular function: ATP binding; protein kinase activity. The coding region runs from base 1 to 819 and encodes 272 amino acids. Gene Ontology annotation, biological process: protein phosphorylation. Lineage: Eukaryota; Metazoa; Mollusca; Gastropoda; Planorbidae. The record is from RefSeq and is a predicted model, not a curated record. The transcript has 3 exons.
AUGUCGGACAGCAUAAAAAAUGUCUUCAAAAUGGAAGAGUAUCAAAAUGAUAUCUGUGAAGUGUAUAAUUUUCAGAUAGAGAAAGUCAUAAAGGAUCAUUAUCCUACCAAAGUUGUACAAGUUCACAAAACACUCGAUCCCAACAGAAAGUGGGCUGUAAAAAUGUGUUACAAAGACAAGACACAUAAAUGUAUUUCGGCUGAACGUCACUUCUUGACUGAAGUUAUUAUACUGAGAGGACUUAAACAUCCCUUCAUCAUGGGCCUAGACAACGUCGCAUCAUUUCCUUAUUACUUCUGCUUCGUGAUGCCAUUCUACGAGGAUGGCAUGCUGACCAAAGCGCUGCCAACGAUGACCCAUGAGUUGAGAGAUGAAUGCCUAGUGCAGCUUUGCUGUGGAAUCAAGUUUCUUCACGACAGAGGAGUCGCUCACAGGGACCUGAAAUCUGACAACAUUUUACUCACUAUGCAAAAGAAUGUCGUCAUUGCUGAUUUUGGUUUAGGAGAUUACGUCUGGCGACGUGAGCCUUUAGUUACUGGGAAGAAAGGAACAUACAUGCAUAUAUCUCCUGAGCAGGGCGAAGAGCCAUUUAACUGUUUUAAGUGUAAAUUUAUCACCAUUUUUUUCAGGGACAUUUUGUCAUGUCUUUUGGAAGCUGAUCCUAUCAAGAGAUUAUCAGUUCUGAGUUUGAUCAAUUUACUGAGCAACUCAAAACUUUUUGACCAUAGAAUCAAACUACUUAGAGUCUCAGAGUUUCAAGAAAAAGGUCUUUGUCUUUGUUUGUUAAAGUGUCAGAGUUUCAAGAAAAAGAUCUUGUGA